This is a messenger RNA of Oldenlandia corymbosa var. corymbosa, 1593 nucleotides long. The record is from the annotation of a GenBank genome assembly. NCBI's taxonomy places the organism in Eukaryota, Viridiplantae, Streptophyta, Magnoliopsida, Gentianales, Rubiaceae.
AUGGAAUCCCAGAUUGAUCAUGUUGCAAAGGAUUCCACAUAUGAUUCUCAAAGGGUUGAUUUGGCUUUAACCCUCUUCAGGCUUUUAGUGAGCCUGUUAUUGCGGGUAUCCAUUGAAGACCAAGAAGUUCAGGUUCACUUGAAGCAGCUGGAUGAUUUGCUCUUUGAUCUUGAGGAAAACACUGAUCAUCAGCCACCAUUUGAUAUGAAUUUCUUCCAUUCCAUCGAAGAUCGUAUCAGCCUAAUUGUACCUGUUUGUAAAAAGGUUUCCAUAUCUUCUUCGUCGCCUUUGGAAAUCGCAGAGAAUGUGGUGAGAUUAAUUGACUUUGCAACUCCGAUUGUUGGAGAUAUAUUGCACUAUCAUGAAUCCAGCCAGGAAGAUGAGCAUCAAAUUGUUGGUAUGAACAAACAUGUUUUACGAGUAUAUAACGAGCUCCAAUAUCUAAGAAACUUUCUUUGGUUAGUUCUUGGGAAUGGACUAAUUAAUCAGCAUGUUCAAGAUGUGAAAACCAUUCUGGAUUCUGCUUUAGAUACUGCCGUUCUAUUUUCCUCCGUUUUUUCCCGCAUUUGUCUUAAGGUCGUCGAGAAUCCACAAGUUUCAAAUCUUCUUCUACAGAAGAUAUAUACACUUCAAGCUAUGAUUAUGGUCGCUUAUUUAGAACAUAAAAGAUAUCGCAAAAUAUCAGUCAUUCCAGAUGAUGUUGAUCCUCCUGUCAAGAACAUUGAUGAACAUGUUGUGGACUUCUUUGAUGGUUUGAUUCACAAACUAAGGCGGCUUCGAUUGUCGAUAAACUCCGUUGAUGUCGAAAAAUUGGCAGAUGAACUCCGCUUUUUAAGGUGCAAAAUCUUGCAUAACAUACUCGCGGUGUAUUCCAAGCAAAACUUUGUUGUCAAGGAAAUGGAGUUUCUAGGUACAUCUAUAACAGCUCUAGUUAUCGAAAUCGGACAUGUAGUUUACUUCAAUCAUUUUCAUCGAGAAGAAAAAGAAUGUGAUGAACAGGAGACAGGGGAAAUUGAGAACAAAAACAGUGCUAGAUUUUGGAUUUCUCGAAUCCCUGGUUUGAUUGAAGCUGUUGCUUCAAUUAAGCAACUCGCAAGCGAUACAUAUUAUGGUAACAAAUUUUUGUGUAAGUCUUUGUGGAGAAAAUUGUGUCGGAGGCCGAUUCGCAGAAAUCAUAUAAUGAAAUCUGUGAAUUUGUUGAUGAAAAAUCUUGAGGAGUUAUCAUCCUACUUCGAGUCUGCAGAUUCAACUACUCUGUUGCAACAUCAGAUAGGAACAUUAAAGCAAGAAAUGGAGUCAAUAACUAGACAAUGUUUAAUUGGUGCGGAAGAAGAAGAUGAGCUGAAGAGCUCAGAUAUGAAAUUUCUUAGGACACAAUCUCAAGAAGCAAUGCGACAUUGCUCGCUUAUAGUUACUUCAAUUUUAUCCGAAGAAGGUUCACUUUGGUAUUAUUUUUUGGGAUUAUUUGUACUUACAAAUGACAUUAGAAUGACUUUCAACAAGAUGAAAGGUAUCCAGGAGUUGGAGAAAUAUUUAGGAGUUAGAGGAAGGGAGAAUUAUGAUGAAGGGCGUUCAAAAGAUCAAAUUUAUUAA